CACAUAAAUAGAGCAAAGAACGGCACAAGACUCGGUGUAGUCCUGGAGAAGCUGCCAGAGUGUGACAAACACACAGAACAUUGUCACAGCUGUGUCUGACCUUCUAGCCGGCUAACAGACAUGACUAGCCACACCUGUAUGAUGUUACUGCUCCUAGAUCUGGCUGUAGUAUCAUUCCAAGGCUCAUGGGCCAUUGAAGGCAUCUCAUGCUGUCUUAACGUGAGUAACAAACAGAUUCCCUCCAGAAAUGUGAAAUGUUACAAACUACAGGAUAAAUGGACCGGCUGCAACCUCAAAGCUGUGAUAUUUGUCACCCGUAUAAACACACAUUUUUGUGCAUCUCCCGAUGAGCAGUGGGUGCAGGAUCUGAUAAACAAAUUAGACAAUCGCAAAAAAGAGAUCAUAUGUCCCUGAAUAACCGGAGGGUUAAAUGUCUGAUGAGCGUCCUGAUAGCGAGGAGCUCACGCAGCAAAAGUCAGACCUGACUGCCUUCUGUAUCUAAAUAUUUAUGCAGAUAUAUUUUUUUUAAUCAUGUAUAUAAAUAUUAGAGAUGAGACCUUGAUACUUUUAAUACCUGAUACUGUAAGGUCAAUACUAUGAAUUUCUGAAACAUAUGUUAUAUUCAAUAAUCAAAUGUUACAUUUGAUAUUCAAAAUAUGAGUAAUUUGAACCUUUGGAGAUUGAGUAUUGAAGUUCAAAAAUAGGUACCAGUAUCACUGUAUCAAGUGUGAGAACAGCCAAUCUCUAAUAUAUAUCUUUAUCUGUUGUAGGACAUCAGUGUAUAUAAUCAUGUGGCGUUUAUCUGUUGUAGGACAUCAGUGUAUAUAAUCAUGUGGUGUUUAUCUGUUGUAGGACAUCAGUGUAUAUAAUCAUGUGGUGUUUAUCUGUUGUAGGACAUCAGUGUAUAUAAUCAUGUGGUGUUUAUCUGUAGUAGGACAUCAGUGUAUAUAAUCAUGUGGUGUUUAUCUGUUGUAGGACAUCAGUGUAUAUAAUCAUGUGGUGUUUAUCUGUUGUAGGACAUCAGUGUAUAUAAUCAUGUGGUGUUUAUCUGUUGUAGGACAUCAGUGUAUAUAAUCAUGUGGUGUUUAUCUGUUGUAGGACAUCAGUGUAUAUAAUCAUGUGGUGUUUAUCUGUUGUAGGACAUCAGUAUAUAUAAUCAUGUGAUGUUUAUCUGUUAUAGGACAUCAGUGUAUAUAAUCAUGUGGUGUUUAUCUGUUGUAGGACAUCAGUGUAUAUAAUAAUGUGUUGUUUAUCUGUUGUAGGACAUCAGUGUAUAUAAUCAUGUGGUGUUUAUCUGUUGUAGGACAUCAGUGUAUAUAAUCAUGUGAUGUUUAUCUGUUAUAGGACAUCAGUGUAUAUAAUCAUGUGGUGUUUAUCUGUUGUAGGACAUCAGUGUAUAUAAUCAUGUGAUGUUUAUCUGUUGUAGGACAUCAGUAUAUAUAAUCAUGUGAUGUUUAUCUGUUGUAGGACAUCAGUGUAUAUAAUCAUGUGAUGUUUAUCUGUUGUAGGACAUCAGUGUAUAUAAUCAUGUGGUGUUUAUCUGUUGUAGGACAUCAGUGUAUAUAAUCAUGUGAUGUUUAUCUGUUGUAGGACAUCAGUGUAUAUAAUCAUGUGGUGUUUAUCUGUUGUAGGACAUCAGUGUAUAUAAUCAUGUGGUGUUUAUCUGUUGUAGGACAUCAGUGUUAGCUGCGUGACAGCUGCAGUUAGUUGUAUUUGAGAUGAGGAAUUCUGGAAAUUUAUUGAGUUUAAGCUAAUUUGAAGUUAUUUUUAAACACAAAACUAAACCACCAUAAAAUCAUUAAGAAUAGACUAAAUGUAACGCACUUUCUUUGUAUCACCUGCAUUUUUAAUUGGUGACUUCAAAGGACAACACUUAUUUCAUAGUUUUUUUUUUUUUUAGAAUCAAAGUUUUUUAUUGAGGGAUACCAGGAGUACAAAAUUAAAGCACAAUAAACAUUAUACAAAGAGUAAAUACAUUAUACAUCAAAGGCUUGUACAUUCCUAAAGUCUCCAGUAUAAUAUAAAAUAUAAAAUAAUCACGUUCUGGCAUUCCCUCUUUUCUAUUUUGUUUUGUUUCCUAUGUAGAUACAUAAUAAAAUAAUAUAAUGAUAGAAUUUAAACAACCCUGAUAGAUUAUACUUCCUAUAGAAUGGUACAUUAAUUAUAAUAGAGGUGUAUUUAUUUUUGAAGGAUUGACAAAUUAUAGGGAAUCAUAACAAGUUGCUCCUAUUAGAUACACGUAAACAGGGGGCAAAGAGCCUCAUUUUCAUGAUGAACAAAAGACUAAGAGCAACUUAUGACAAAGUGAUGUUUGUAGCGGGUUAAUACCGCUUAUUUAUCCACCUAAUAUAAGAGUGGAUUAUAGCUAUAAGGGCGGAGGGGCGGAGCACUAAGUUAUAUCGGAGCUAACGAGUAUCCCAGGUUAUUAUCAUGAUGUCUGCUCUCUAGGAGAAUACUUAAGUGGAAACCUGAUAAAAAGUCCCUGGGCCUUUGUGUUUAGAAAGAAUACGAUUAUAUUCUGGAUCAGUUACACUCAGUGAGGGGUAUUAGGAUGUCUGUUCUAUGAGAUAUAGGACAGACGGUAGCAUACCUGAUAUAAGAUGAAAUAUAGGGGGCUUCUAGAUAAG
This is a messenger RNA of Bombina bombina (fire-bellied toad), 2627 nucleotides long. Its product is annotated as C-C motif chemokine 13. Gene Ontology annotation, cellular component: extracellular region. NCBI's taxonomy places the organism in Eukaryota, Metazoa, Chordata, Amphibia, Anura, Bombinatoridae. The transcript has 4 exons. Gene Ontology annotation, molecular function: chemokine activity; CCR chemokine receptor binding. Gene Ontology annotation, biological process: positive regulation of GTPase activity; G protein-coupled receptor signaling pathway; neutrophil chemotaxis. The record is from RefSeq and is a predicted model, not a curated record. The coding region runs from base 121 to 414 and encodes 97 amino acids.